This is a messenger RNA of Lonchura striata (white-rumped munia), 2079 nucleotides long. The record is from RefSeq and is a predicted model, not a curated record. NCBI's taxonomy places the organism in Eukaryota, Metazoa, Chordata, Aves, Passeriformes, Estrildidae.
CGCUGCGGCCGCCGCGCGUGGCCGUGGCGCUGCUGGCGCGGAACGCGGCCCACGCGCUGCCGCUGGUGCUGGGAGGGCUGGAGAGGCUGCGGCACCCCACGGACAGGAUGGCGCUGUGGGUGGCCGCUGACCACAGCGUGGACAACACCUCGGCCGUGCUGGCGGCGUGGCUGGGCCGCGUGCGGGGCCGCUACCACCGCGUGCUCUGGAGGCACCAGGAGCAGCCCACGUCCUUCCCCGACGAGGAGGGCCCCAAGCACUGGAGCCCCUCUCGCUACGAGCACCUGAUGAGGCUGCGCCAGGAGGCCCUGGAGGCCGCCCGGGCCAUGUGGGCCGACUACCUGCUGUUCCUGGACGCGGACAACGUCCUGGUGAACCCGGACACGCUGGCCGUGCUGGUGGCCGAGAACAGAACCGUGGUGGCGCCGAUGCUGGACUCGCGCGCCGCCUACUCCAACUUCUGGUGCGGCGCCACCGCGCAGGGCUAUUACCGCCGCACGGCCGACUACCUGCCGAUCCGGCGCCGGGAGCGCCGGGGCUGCUUCGCGGUGCCGAUGGUUCACUCCACCUUCCUGCUGGACCUGCGCCGGGAGCGCUCGCGGCUCUUGGCCUUCCACCCGCCGCCGCCCGGCUACACCGGCCCCUUCGACGACAUCCUCGUCUUCGCCGCCGCCUGCCGGCACGCCGGGGUGCAGAUGUUCGUGUCCAACCGGGAGCAGUUCGGGUUCCUGCCGGUGCCGCUGCGCUCCCAGAGCUCCCUGCGGGACGAGGCCGAGAACUUCCUGCACGUCCAGCUGGAGAUCAUGGUGAAGCUCCCUCCGGCCGAGCCCUCCCCCCACGUGUGGGUCCCUCCCAAGGUCUUGGACAAACUGGGAUUCGAUGAGGUGUUCCUGAUCAACCUGCGGCGCCGGCCGGACCGCCGGGCGCGGAUGCUGCGCACGCUGCAGGAACUGGGGGUCUCCCCCAAGCUGGUGGAGGCCGUGGACGGCCGGGCCCUGAACAGCAGCCAGGCGGAGGCGCUGGGGGUGCGGAUGCUGCCGGGCUACCGGGACCCCUUCCACGGGAGACCCCUGACCCGCGGCGAGGUCGGCUGCUUCCUCAGCCACUUCCGCGUCUGGCAGGAGAUUUCGGCGCGGGGCCUGCGGCGCUCGCUGGUGCUGGAGGACGAUCUGCGCUUCGAGGUUUUCUUCCGCAGCCGCCUGGAGGAGCUGAUGGAGCAGCUGGAGCAGGCGGCCAUCGACUGGGACCUCGUCUACCUGGGCCGGAAGCGGCUGGAGCCGGAGCGCGCCGAGCGCGGCGUGCCGGGCGUGCGGCAGCUGCUGCGGCCGGGCUACUCCUACUGGAGCCUGGGCUACGCGCUGUCGCUGCGCGGCGCCCGCAAGCUCCUGGCCGCCGAGCCCCUGGGCAAGAUGAUCCCGGUGGACGAGUUCCUGCCCCUCAUGUUCGACCGGCACCCCAGCCCCGAGUAUUCCCGGCACUUUUCCCGGCGGGACCUGCGGGCGUUCUCGGCGGAGCCGCUGCUGCUCUUCCCCACGCACUACACGGGCGAGCCCGGCUACGUCAGCGACACCGAGACCCGGCGCCGGGAAUUCCCGCCGGAAUCCCGGAAUUCCCAACCCCAGAGCCCCCCGGAGCCCCCCGAAAUCUGGGAUGGGGAGGAAUUCCUGUGGGAAUCCCAAAAUUCCCAGCCCCAGCAGGAGAGCGACGCCCACGAGGAGCUUUGACCCCGAAAUCCCCAAAAUUUGGGAGGGGAAUUCCCAGCCUCAGGCAGGACAAACUCCAACCCCAAAAUCCCCAAAAUUUGGGAACAAUUCCCGCAGGAAUCCCAGAAUUCCCAGCCCCAGCAUGAGGGGCUCUGACCCCAAAAUCCCUGAAAUUUGGGAAAAAUUCCCACAGGAAUCCUGGAAUUCCCAACCCCAGCAUGAGGAGCUCUGACCCAAAAUCCCCAAAAUUUGGGAAGAAUUCCUGUGGGAAUUCCGUAAUUUUCAGCCUCAGGCAGGACAAGCUCCAACCCCAAAAUCCCCGAAAUUUGGGGAGUUUCUAUUCCCAAAUAAAUUUUUAUUUUUAUUUUUCAUCCCA